This is a messenger RNA of Seriola aureovittata, 4137 nucleotides long. RefSeq names its product serine incorporator 4 (gene serinc4). Bases 374 to 1924 code for a protein of 516 amino acids. The record is from RefSeq and is a predicted model, not a curated record. The transcript is spliced from 11 exons. NCBI's taxonomy places the organism in Eukaryota, Metazoa, Chordata, Actinopteri, Carangiformes, Carangidae. Gene Ontology annotation, cellular component: membrane.
GGGGAGGGCACCGGGCAUUCUCCACCACCUCUCCCUCUUUUCUGGCAGCACCCAACACAGCCGCAGAGCCAAAGCACGCAGGAAGGAUAUGGGCAAAAAAACAACUUAUUCCCCUGCGAGGCUGCACUGAGAGUAGCUGAACCGGCGCUCAUGCUGAGGCUCUCGGCUGCAGGGAGCCCAGCUGGACUAGAUUUACUGCUAAUCCAGCAUAAGGAGAGUGUAGGGACAACCUGCCGGAUUGAGCGUUGUGGGUUUACUUUUCAUUUCCAUCUCCUAACAGGACUGUUAGAUGUCGUGUUCUCGCCUCUGUGAGGAUGUGAGGAUGCCAUCUUUGCAGGCCAUCUGAGAGAAAAACUGUUUGUGCUGGAAAUUCAUGGCCAAAUGUAGAACUGCUGUGGCCGAGGAAAAGCAGUUUAGAGGCACGAUGUCGGCCACUCAGGGGAUGAACCGCAGCGGCAUCUACAACUACUUCCUCAACAUGGUGGCCUAUCAGAUAUGCUGCUGCUGUGGACCGGCUCCUUGCUCGCUCUGCUGUGCCUUUUGUCCUCCGGUCAAAUCCUCCACCAGCACGCGGGUCAUGUACACCCUCUUCCACAUCAUGAGCUGUGCCGUCUCCUGCCUCAUGCUGUCCCGAACCGUCUCUGAGCUCGUCAGGGAAAAUGUGCCUUUCUUCAACAUGGUGUGUGACCAGGCGCAUGGCGGAGGCCACUGUGAGAUGCUGGUGGGCUACUCAGCGGUCUACAGGGUCUGCUUCGGCACUUCUUGUUUCUACCUGAUGAUGGCGAUCUUCCUCAUAGACGUGAAGUCCAGUCAGGACUUCAGAGCGCUCAUACACAACGGCUUCUGGUUCCUAAAGUUCAUCACCCUGCUCGGGAUGUGCACCGCUGCCUUCUUCAUCCCAACAGAGUCCUUCCUGCAUGCUUGGCAUUAUGUUGGUGUGGUGGGAGGAUUUGCCUUCAUCCUCAUCCAACUCAUCCUCAUCACAGCUUUUGCACACACCUGGAACAAGAACUGGUUGACCGGAGCGGCAGAAAACAAGCGUUGGUACCUGGCGGUGAUGUGUGCCACUCUCUUCUUCUACACCAUCGCCACCAUGGCCUUCACCUUCAUGUACAAGUACUACACACACCCCAUCGCCUGCCACUUCAACAAGGCCCUGCUGUGGAUCAACCUGGGGCUCUGCGGCCUCAUGUCCUUCAUUGCUGUCACUCCGUGUGUGAAGCAGAAGCAGCCUCGGUCGGGGCUCCUCCAGGCCUCCAUCAUCAGCUGUUACGUCAUGUACCUCACCUUCUCCGCUCUGUCCAGCCGCCCACCAGAGAAAGUGGUGUACCAGGGCAUGAACAUGACCGUCUGUUACCCCAGUGUGGGACAUGAUGGCAUCCAGAAUGAAGGCAAUGCUGUCGCCAUCAUUGGAGCGGCCAUCAUGUACUGCUGUGUGCUCUUUGCAUGUAAUGAAGCCUCCUACCUGGCAGAGGUGUUCGGUCCAUUUUGGAUGAUCAAAGUUUACCGCUAUGAGUUCCAGAAAGCAACUUGCUGCUUCUGCUGCCCCGAGGAAGAGGAAGCUGAAGAGGAGUUUGUGAUCGACGAUGAGAGCAAAGGCUGUCAGAAGGUCAUUCACAACGAGACCCAGAGAGUCGCUUACAGCUACUUCUUCUUCCACUUCGUCUUCUUCUUGGCCUCGCUGUACGUGAUGAUGACCCUCACUAACUGGUUCAGCUAUGAGUCGGCAGUGUUGGAGACCACCUUCACCCACGGCAGCUGGUCUACCUUCUGGGUGAAGAUGUCGUCCUGCUGGGCCUGUGUGAUCCUCUACCUCUGGCUGCUGCUGGGCCCUCUGUGCAGCUGUCAGUCUGAAUCCAGACCUCGCCGCUCACGUAUCAAACGCCGCUCAGCAUCCUCCCGUCACGUCACUGUCAGCGUCUGACAGCCUCUGUGAGGGGCCGGGCAGGAGGGAGGCGGACGUGGCGAGACGUGGGCGAGAGGUCAGAUGACUCCGAGCCUCCUCGUGGUGCCCCGCAGGAGGGGAUUUUCAGGAAUAGAGGUCACAGCGGUCAGAGGUCAAAGACUCACAGUCCUGUGAGAAGGACCAAUCAGGAGGCUUAGCGCCCUGUUGAUACGUGAAGAACUUGGUGAAGCCCUGAUGUCACAGGCACAACAUAAAAUUAAACCACUAACAAGGACUUGACUGUGGUUUGGAAACACAUUUACAGUAUGAAUUGCCAAAGGGAUUUGAAGGAGUGAACGCUCACUCUCUUUAAUGUGGGAAUUACAGUAAGUCGGUGUAAAGUUGGAUAAAUUUAUGAAUUUCUACUGUUUCAUUUUAGUGUUAUUUUCAAUUUUUGGCUGUAUUUAGACUUUUAAUAUUGUAACAGAGGAGGAAUUCUAGAUAUUUGCUGUAAUGUUGCUACAGAAGCACACGUCCUAAUUACUUUUUUUUCUGCCCUGAAAAACAAAGUCCUCUUAUCUUUGGCAGUGGACGGUUGUGAUCAUGAACAAAUCUUUCUCAAUGCUGGAACAGAGAACCAAGUGCAAGGUCAAACAAAUACCAUAGCUGGUUCUAGUCAAUAACAUCUAUAAUUGAAGAAGUGAACUGAAAAUAUUUAGGCAGGUCAUUUCAACCAAACAUCAUAACAGACGUUUUCUCUGUAGUUCCAUCUGUGAAAUCAGUGUGUGAAGUGUUCGGUUGGAAGCAGAACUUUAGAUUUCUCUCCAUUUUAAGUUUUUAUAUCAUCUUUUAUUUAUUUUUUAUUUUCACAACUUAAAAGUCAAUAUAAUUGGUGACCCAUCUUGCAAUCAAAUUCAGUUACCAAGUUACAGUACAAUCUUCAAAAAAGUUAAAUGUUUUGGGAAAUACAUUGCACCUGGAGAGGAAUGGCACCUGUUGAUUUUACAUUUCUGUUUGUGGACAGAUUAAACAAAGGAGAUAUAACAUGUUAAUGAUGAAGCUUCAGAGGGACAGAGCCAGGUGAGCUGUACCCUCAGUUUUUUCAGUCUUUAUACUAAGUUAAAGCUAACCAGCUAGGCUGAUAUAUGCAAGUUUUGGCUAUUGCUAUGUAGCCAAUGUUACAUUUACUUACCAGUCUAGAACAGCUGUCUCUAGUGGCGGAAAGCAACUUUCUUGUUUAGCGUUUAUUUCUAUCACCUCUUUUCUUCUACUGAAGAUAGCAUGCUAACCAGCUAACCUGAGCCCGGUUGGCCCGCCUCAUCACUUUCCAAUACCGAGUCACUGUAGCGUCCAGGCUGCCCUGAAGAAGUAGUGCUGAGAGAGAGGCUGUAUUUUCUUGUAAUCUGGCUGAAGCUUUUGUUAAGCCACCAUCACCACUACCCGCUCCUGACAAGAAACCACAUUCAGCAGCAAAGAAAACUUACGUAUAACCCCUUUAAUGCACAGACAUGAGAGUGUCAGUCUUACUCUCAUCAGAAAAAUGAAUAGGCAGAAUGUGUAACUAUUGCUUGAACAUCUAUUAAGCACUUUUCUCUCCAGUGUUAUAAUGAUAUUUUUUUAUCACUUCUGUAAAUUAGUACAAAACCUGAAGCUGAAAUCAGCUGCUGUCAUGACAAUGAAUGGAAAAGUCACAGUGGAAUUACAGAGAUUAACAGCAUGAACUAUUUCAUUUAGUGUGAACAGUUACACACCAGAAAUAGUCCAAACAGAGCCAAGCACUCCUUCAAUUAUGAACUGUGUCAACCUGUCAAAGAGGCCACUCCUGGACUGGUUCUUCAUUCCACAUUCAAGCUAAAGAGAAAUUUGUUCAUGCAUUUACAUAAAACCUGAAAUGUCCAAAGAUCAGAUGAUGAACAGAUUCUCUGUCAGUGUUUUCUCUGCAUCGUUUCACAAGAUUGAUUUUUAAACGCUCAGUGACAGAAGAGCGACUGAGAGGCAGCUACACUGAAAUGUAUGGUGCUCUUCAAAGUUCAACAUAAUAGAUUUGUUUAAUUGUUGCUUGUUUAAUUGGGGCAAAAAAUUUGUUUGCAUUUGACUUAUAAUGAGGAGCAAGUAUGUUGCUUUACAGUACAUCAUUCACUUCUAAAUCCAUUAAUAAUAGAGUGAACUGUGAUUGUUUACAUUAUAUUUUAUGCAUUUGAUACUCAAUUUGAAACCAGGAGUGCUAAAAAAAUAAAAAAUAAAAAAUAAAA